Molecule: messenger RNA, 2271 nt
Organism: Gregarina niphandrodes
Lineage: Eukaryota; Apicomplexa; Conoidasida; Eugregarinorida; Gregarinidae
Product: putative endonuclease-reverse transcriptase
Exons: 1
Coding region: 1-2271 (756 amino acids)
Molecular function (GO): catalytic activity
Source: RefSeq, a predicted model, not a curated record
AUGACAGUUAAUGUUGAUGGCUACAAUGACAAGAAGGAACUACAACUGAGGAACCUGAUUCUAGGCAACCGACCACACUUAGUUGUCAUUACAGAGACAUGUACUACUCUGCACAGAGCCAUAUAUGGGAGUCAGUAUACAGUCAUAGGGAAGGCAGGACCAGCAGAUGGAGUAGCCGUAAUGAUAAGGCAAGAUGUGCAAUACCGGAUAACCACUAAGACCGCAAGGACAGUCUCCGUUGAACUGGAUGGGCUAGUUACCUGCAUAGGCACUUACGGGCCCACUGAACAGACCGCCGACAAGAUUAAAGCACAGUACUGGGAGCACCUAGCAACAAUGAUAACUGCGGAUAGGCCGCUACUGAUUGCUGGAGAUCUCAACGCCGGACACGAAAAGACGGAACUGAGGACGGUUAAAGGUAUACCCAACUACACCCGACUGCAAAGGAUGGUCCAACACCACGACCUUACCAUACUUCCGACCCCACCCACAUGGAUAUCGAAGAGAUCCAAAGAUCACACCCCAAGUCGAACACUUGACCGAAUGCUAAUCAACACCAUACCACCUAAUGACGACAAAGGGGUUCUGCUGGACUGGGAGAACGCCCCUGCAGAUCAUGCCAUACUAAUAUACAAAUGGGUUAUACACUCACUUAACUACAACCGAGGAAGACCGAUGAAUCAGCAUUUUGUGAGGGAUUAUAUGAACCCUACUACCAAAGCCUGGCUUUGUUUAAGGCAGAAACUUAAACUCCACUUUAAGACACAGCGAAUUCAAACCAACAGACAGCCUAACGCGUACCAGAGACUAUGGGAGCAAUACAGGAAACAGAAUGGGGAAGUAGGCCUAACGUUGAUUGAUCUAGAUGGUAAGGAUAUGGACCCGGAGCAGGCCAGACUGCAACUACGGCAGAUGUUGCAUCAGAGAUGGAAUCAGACUGAUGGCAAGUACAUACCACUUAGGAAAGAGGCCAAGGUCUACAUAGAUCAACCACCUUGUACCCAGGAAAUUGUUGCUGCGAUGAAGGCCAUCAAUAAGAAGGCCGCUACAGGCUUGGAUGGCAUACCGGCUCGAUAUGUUGACACUAUACCGAUUGAAGACCUUGAAGAUUUUACUGAACAGGUAUGGAGGCACACGAAGCUGCCGAGACAGCUGGUCGACAUGAAGGUGAAACCUAUACCGAAGGCACAACCAAGGGCCACUGUCGACAACACCAGACCUAUUACCAUUCCAUCGACCGUGAUGAAGAUAAUCAAUCAGAUUAUACUACAGCACAUCACACCCUACAUUGAACCACAUCUGCUGUCACAGCAACAUGCGUAUCGUAAAGGAAGGGGACCUGGCACAGCAGUUGUGGAACUCUUUGACAAGUUCAAACGACCCGGACAAACGCUGCUACUGCUAGACCUAUCAAAGGCUUUCGACACAGUGAACCACACCGCCCUCUUUGCAGCAUUAAGAGCUGCCGAUAUACCUGCUAAGGAGUAUAAUCUCAUCCGUGACCAAUACGUCGAUGCGGAAGUGAAGAUACAAUGGGCUAAGAGAUUUGCAGAACCCUUUGCACUGACAAAUGGGAUCAGGCAGGGGUGCACGCUCAGCACCACGCUGUUUAACCUUGUCGAGGCUGAGAGAGAGAAAAAGUGUCGGAGUAAGAUGCCAAGGGUGCAAUAUGAUGUUAUUAUGUAUGCGGAUGACAAGGCGGUGAUACUAGAGGAUACGGCUGAUGUCCAGAAAGUCCUGAACAUCAACCAACAGACGGCUGCGGAAUACGGGAUGUACCAGAAUGACACGAAAACAGUGCAAUUAACUCUUGAUCGUGAUACAAAAGAAAUACGAACGGCUAAGUGGAUGGGGAUCCUUUUGGAUACCAAAAUGAGUAUGAAUCCGGAGGUUGACUACAGGAUUAACAAAUCCAGGAAAGCAGCAAAGGGUUAUAUAGAAACGUUGAGGAACAUUCCGCCAUCGAUGAUCAAUACUAGGAUCAAGGUCAGUGGAGCAUGCUCAAUAAUACUACCACAUAUUGUUUACCUAUGGAGGGAGAUUCCCUUCACGGGACAGCAAAGAGCCGUACUGACUGACACCGCAACGCAACUGUUGGCUAGAGUUUUCGACAACACGAGUGGAGUAACGGCUACCUCUAUACUGCGACACGUUAACGAGAUAACCAAAGGACUAACGCCAAGAAUUAAAGAAGUGGCGGCUCUAGACUAUAUAAUACCAAAACAGGCACAGGAAGACGUGCAGAUGGACAACGGGAAGGAACGGACAUAA